Molecule: messenger RNA, 1044 nt
Organism: Hemisphaericaspora subhashii
Lineage: Eukaryota; Fungi; Ascomycota; Pichiomycetes; Serinales; Debaryomycetaceae
Product: S8 family peptidase
Exons: 1
Coding region: 1-1044 (347 amino acids)
Biological process (GO): proteolysis
Molecular function (GO): serine-type endopeptidase activity
Source: RefSeq, a predicted model, not a curated record
AUGUUUUCAAUUGGAAACUUUUCUGGAUUUGCAGGUGAUUUUACGACACAAGCUCUAGAGAGACUUAAUAGAUGUCCCUUGGUUUUUGAAGUAACCCCGGAUAUUCCAUUCUAUGCUUAUGAUUUAGAAGUGCAAGAAAAUGCCCCAAGACAUUUGGCAAGAAUCAGUCGCCAAAGAAGAAUGCGACAAGGUGCAAGCUAUCCAUAUAUCUUUGAUGAUGAUUAUAUUGGAGUUGGAGUUAAUGCUUAUGUCAUAGAUUCUGGUGUUGAAGUGGAGCAUCCAGAAUUCCAGGGCCGUGCGAGCCACGGAAAAGAUUUCACCGGUGAAGGUUCUGGUGAUUCCAACGGUCACGGAACUCAUGUUGCUGGUAUAAUCGGGUCAGAGACAUAUGGUGUUGCAAAAGGAGUCGAAAUUAUUGAAGUCAAGGCUUUGAAUACCAAAGGUGCAGGUUCUUUGAGUACAAUUUUAAAUGCCAUUGAAUUUGCAGUUAAUCAUAGAGAGAAGACUGGAAAACAUGGGGUUGCAAAUUUGUCAUUGGGUUCCUAUAAAAGUCAAACAUUAAAUAAUGCCAUAGAAGAAGCUACCAAAAAUGGAUUGGUUAUAGUUGUGGCAGCAGGAAAUUCAAAUAUCGACGCUUGUCUCGCAAGUCCAGCAAGUUCAAAAUAUGCAAUUACAGUAGGUGCGAUUGAUGACCUUACUGACACCAUUACCAGUUUUUCCAACUGGGGUCAAUGUGUUGAUAUUUUUGCGAGUGGUUUCCAAGUUAAGAGUGUAGAUGCAAAAUAUCAACAAAAAGCUCUGACCUUAUCUGGUACUUCUAUGGCUGCUCCUAUUGUAACUGGAAUGGUUGCCCAACUAUUAGGAGGUGGGGUACCUCCCCGUGAUAUUAAGAAAACUUUGAUCAAGAUGUCAGCCAAGGAUCGUAUUCCCAAGUCGUCUUUUUUCCUUAGGAAAAGAACCCCCAAUAGAAUUGCUUAUAACCGAGUUGCUGAGAGAGAUUACUAUACCGAGGAAGAAGACUCUGAUGAGGGAUAUUCGUCGUGA